This is a messenger RNA of Lotus japonicus, 1082 nucleotides long. RefSeq names its product F-box/kelch-repeat protein At3g23880-like. Lineage: Eukaryota; Viridiplantae; Streptophyta; Magnoliopsida; Fabales; Fabaceae. The transcript is spliced from 2 exons. The record is from RefSeq and is a predicted model, not a curated record. Bases 18 to 707 code for a protein of 229 amino acids. Gene Ontology annotation, molecular function: protein binding.
UCUACGAUCACGUUAACAUGGAACCCCUACAUCUUCUCUGUCUCCCUGACGAACUCAUCAUUGAAAUCUUAUCUUGGCUUCCUGUAAAAUCUCUCCUGCAAUUCAGGGUGGUGUCCAAAACAUGGAAAUCUUUCAUCUCUGAUCCUCAGUUCGUAAAACUGCACCUUCUUCACCGGUUGUCUUUUCGAAAUGCAGAUUUUGAGCACACCAGCUUACUGAUAAAAUGCCACACCGAUGAUUUCGGUCGACCAUACAUCUCAUCUCGCACUGUAAGUUCAUUACUGGAAAGCCCAUCCGCCAUUGUAGCAAGCCGAAGUUGUAUCUCCGGGUAUGAUUUCAUUGGAACCUGCAAUGGGUUGGUUUCUUUGAGGAAACUAAAUUAUGACGAAUCAAAUACAAACAACUUCUCCCAGGUCCGUUUUUGGAAUCCAGCUACAAGGACAAUGUCUCAAGAUUCGCCACCUUCAUGGUCCCCCCGCAAUCUCCAUCUUGGGUUUGGUUAUGAUUGUUCAAGUGACACCUACAAGGUGGUCGGAAUGAUCCCUGGCUUGACAAUGGUGAAUGUUUACAACAUGGGUGAUAAUUGUUGGAGAACAAUUCAAAUUUCCCCUCAUGCCCCUAUGCAUCUCCAAGGAUCUGCAGUUUAUGUCCAUCACUUAACAUGCUUCUUGCAUCAGGUGAAUAUGAUGCAGCCAUCAUAUGUCUAAAGUGCCAUAGUGAACAUGCUGCAUGAAUUCUCUAGGAGUCUUCCUUCGACUGUGCAAGUCUAUUGUACCGUUAUGGAUUCGGAUUGGACCGAGUGUGCCUCCAAGUAAGAUGAACGGUCUAAGAAUGAAGUAAGGAGGCCCGAAAGGAAGACAACCAAGCAUGUGGUGUAGUUUAGAUUCAUCCUCCAUUUAUCCCCAAGACUAGUCAAAGGAGUUAAUUAUUAUUUCCCUGAUUUCUUCCCCUAUUAAUGUAGCCUGAUCAACUUAGUAAUGUAUCUUUGACUAGCGUUUGGGUUCACCAACUUUAUAAUGGGGAGCCAGUAAUGUAUAAUGCAUGUUCAACUUCUCACCAUAAUAAGACUCUAAAUUUUUUGU